AUGAACGGUUAUGCCAACAAACACAAUUGUAGAAUUUGGGACGAUACCAAAACACAUGAGAUCCAAGAGCGUACAAUGCGUUUCGAAAAAGUCACUAUUUGUUCAGGUUCUAGUUCAGUUUUUAGCUCAGAUUCUAGUUCAGGUUCUAGUUCAGGUUCUAAUUCAUCUUCUAGUUCUGGUUCUAGUUCAGGUUCUAAUUCAGGUUCAAGUUCAGGUUUUAGAUCAGAUUCUAGUUCAGGUUCCAGUUCAGAUUCCAGUUCUAGCUCAGAUUCUAGUUCAGGUUAUAGUUCAAGUUCUAGUUCAAGUUCAGAUUCUAGUUCAGGUUCUAGCACAGAUUCUAGUUCAGGUUCUAGUUCUAGUUCAUGUUCUAGUUCAUUUUCUAGUUCAGGUUCUAGUUCAGUUUUUAGCUCAGAUUCUAGUUCUGGUUCUAGUUCAGGUUCUAGUUCAGGUUCUAGUUCAGGUUCUACUUCAGGUUCUAGUUCAGGUUCUAGUCCAGGUUCUAAUGCAGGUUCAAGUUCAGGUUUUAGUUUAUGUUCUAGUUCAGGUUCGAAUUUAGGUUCUAGUUCAGGUUUUAGUUCAGGUUCUAGUUCAGGUUUUAGUUCAGGUUCCAGUUCAGACUCCAGUUCUAGUUCAGAUUCUAGUUCCGGUUUUAGUUCAGGUUCUAGUUCAGAUUCUUUUUCAGGUUCUAGUUCAGGUUUUAGUUCAGGUUCUAGUUCAGUAUAA
Molecule: messenger RNA, 723 nt
Organism: Calliphora vicina (urban bluebottle blowfly)
Lineage: Eukaryota; Metazoa; Arthropoda; Insecta; Diptera; Calliphoridae
Product: secreted protein C-like
Exons: 7
Coding region: 1-723 (240 amino acids)
Source: RefSeq, a predicted model, not a curated record